AUGGCUGACCCUCCACAUGAUCCCAACAUUAGUCAACAAGACCAACCUCCACAACAUGUCCAAACAAUCCCUACUCCUGCUACUCCUCCACCUCCACCUCCACCAAUACAACCACCGCCACCACAUACUAUAUUCCACCAAGCAGAUGAAAAACUAGAAUCUCCAAGAAAGGUUCAAAAAACCUCCACCUCUAGUGGCUCACCUAGCAGCCGGUCCACCGGUGGAAAACACCCUCUAUACCGCGGAAUAAGGAGCCGGAGUCGGAGUGGCAAAUGGGUGUCGGAGAUUCGUGAGCCAAAAAAGACUACACGCAUAUGGCUAGGGACUUACCCUACACCGGAGAUGGCCGCAGCAGCCUAUGAUGUGGCGGCUCUAGCCCUAAAAGGGAGUGAUCAUGCUGUAUUAAACUUCCCCGAUCGAGUUAGUACAUAUCCAGUUCCGGGUUCGCCUUCACCUGCUGAUAUUCGACAAGCAGCCGCAGCUGCAGCGGCCUUGAUGAAGCCGGUAAGCAGCGUGGACGUGGUUGUUGAACCACCGGGAGAUGGUGGCUCAGCUAAUGCACAAGUGGAGCAUGAAUUUAUAGAUGAAGAGGCACUUUUUGAUAUGCCUAAUUUGCUGGUGGACAUGGCAGAGGGAAUGCUUGUUAGCCCACCAAGAAUGACUUCGCCGCCGUCAGAUGACUCGCCAGAAAAUUCUGAUGCUGAAAGCCUGUGGAAUUACUAA
Fraxinus pennsylvanica is the source of this 723-nucleotide messenger RNA. NCBI's taxonomy places the organism in Eukaryota, Viridiplantae, Streptophyta, Magnoliopsida, Lamiales, Oleaceae. The record is from the annotation of a GenBank genome assembly.